Hyla sarda is the source of this 2781-nucleotide messenger RNA. RefSeq names its product SEC22 homolog C, vesicle trafficking protein (gene SEC22C). The transcript has 8 exons. The record is from RefSeq and is a predicted model, not a curated record. Gene Ontology annotation, biological process: endoplasmic reticulum to Golgi vesicle-mediated transport. The coding region runs from base 200 to 1081 and encodes 293 amino acids. NCBI's taxonomy places the organism in Eukaryota, Metazoa, Chordata, Amphibia, Anura, Hylidae.
AACUGCUUUUCCCCCAAGGUCACCACUCCUGCUCCUGUCUCUGGCUCCUCUGAUGUCUUCACUGUAAAGAAGGUCCUCGCCUCCAAGGUAGUCAGAGGAUAAUAGUCAUCUGGAUCCCGACCCCUGGAAGAUCCCGAUCCUGGACCAGCCUGGUGCCCCCCAGAUGCUGACUUCAUGAGUUGGACAGCAGUCACUACCCAUGAUCCUCUAUGCUUGCAUCGUUAGACUGCAGGACGGUCUUCCUCUCUCGGCUUCCACUGAUUUCCACCCUAAUAAACAAGUGUUGGAGUGUAAGAGAUGGCUGAGGAGGUUGUGUGUGAACCUGUCCCAGCGGCCGGCCAGGGGCACUGCCAUGGUGUGCGACCUCCACAUACAUUUCUGUUCCGCAGGUGACGUCUCCUCUCUGACCAUCUGUUCCAGCAGUUACCAGUCAGAGGCGGCGUUCUCCUUCCUGGACGAGCUCAUCUGGGAGUUCUCCUCCUCCUACAAUAGCACCGCCAUAGCCCUGGCAUCCAGACCCUAUGCCUUCCUGGAGUUCGACAGCAUCAUACAGCGCGUGAAGCACAACUUUAACUAUGGUGUUAGCCCUCCAGUCCACCUGGACCCCAGCACCAAACCUGUCGCCGUCAGUCUGGAGCAGGUGGCAGAGGCCAAUGGCUUUGCAAAUGGGCAUGUAGCUACACAAGUGAGCCCAGCAUCCAAUCACAGAAUGGGCCCGGUGAGCGCGCUGGGCAUCCUGUCGCUAACAUUGAACAUCAUGUGCAGUGCGCUGAGCCUCAUCCGCGGAGUCCACCUAGCGGAGAACUCAUUCCAGGACGGCUAUGAGAACGCAGGAAGAGUUUUGGCUUUUCUCACAGCUUUUUCUGCCAGUUUAUUACAGUGUUACCUGUAUGUCUUCUACUCCCCCGCCCGCACCCUGAAGUCCUGGGGACUGUUCCUGGUGAUCGGCGGCUGUAACGUCUACCUGUACGGACUGCGCAACCUGUGGCAGAUCGGCUUCCACGUGUCCGUGGCGUUCCUCUCUGCGGGGCAGAUCAUGACUCGGAGACCACUGGAUGGACACCGGGGCUGCGGGGUGUGAGGACCACCAGCCGACGGACUCUUAUUUAUAUCAGGAUUAUUUAAUUUUUUUUUUUUAUACAUAAAUGAAAGAAAACCGUAAGUUUGCUCCUAAUCCAGUCGUUAUACGUAGAGGGCCCCUAGAGGUCGUUUUUCUGUGGUCACUAGAGGUUGCUCUUCUGUGGUCACUAGAGGUUGCUCUUCUGUGGUCACUAGAGGUUGCUCUCCUGUGGUCACUAGAGGUUGCUCUCCUGUGGUCACUAGAGGUUGCUCUUCUGUGGUCACUAGAGGUUGCUCUUCUGUGGUCACUAGAGGUUGCUCUUCUGUGGUCACUAGAGGUUGCUCUUCUGUGGUCACUAGAGGUUGCUCUUCUGUGGUCACUAGAGGUAGCUCUUCUGUGGUCACUAGAGGUUGCUCUUCUGUGGUCACUAGAGGUUGCUCUUCUGUGGUCACUAGAGGUCGCUCUUCUGUGGUCACUAGAGGCCUCUGUUCUGCAACCACUUAAGGGUUCCCCAUGACCACUAGAGGGCUCUGUUUUGUGAUCACCAGUGGGUGCUGGUUUGUGACCACUAGAUGGCGCUGCUUUGUGUUUUAUCUCAUGGCUAUUGGAGGGCAGUAUUCUUCCCAAAAGUAUUUUAAAGGGGUACUCCGCCCCUAGACAUGUUAUCCCCUAUCCAAAGGUUAGAGCAGUGUUUUACAACCAGGGUGCCUCCAGGUGUUGCAAAACAAUAACUCCCAGCAUGCCCGGACAGCAAAACACCUGGAGGCACCCUGGUUGGGAAAUACUGGGUUAGAGGAUAACACGCCUGAUCGCGGGGGGUCCAUCUGCUGGGACCCCCCGGGAUACCUGGGCCGGCACUGCAGCCUGGGGCUUCCAUGUUCGUGGUGCCACGCCCCUUCCAUUAAUGUUUAUGGGAGGGGGCGUGUCCGCUGUGGUUGCCAAUCAUCCGUCACGGAGCAAAGUUUUCUCGAGGUCCCCAGCGGCAGGUCCCCUGCGAUCAGACAUGUUAUCCCCUAUCCUUUGGAUAGGGGAUAACAUGUCAAGCGGCGGAGUACCCCUUUAAUGCCCCAUUCUCCAUCUGCCCCAAAGAUUACCCCCCACCCCAGAACUGUAUUACCCCAUUUUAUUAUCCUCUUUACACUGUUCUGCUGGGAGGUCAAUUCAUUGUUCAUCCUCAUUUGUCCAAUCUACGACAUCACAUUAUACUCUAGUUAGAUCCAGAGCUGCAUUUACGUCCUCAGUGACUGCCGGCAGUGAUCUCAGCACCCACAAUGCACUGCAGCUAGUAACGUGAGAUUAUGGUCAGUAUUGUCCUUAUAUAGCAUCAGGGUAUUAGACCCAUUUAUUUCCUGCAGCAGAAAAAUCCAUUGGAGGAAGAGAAGGAAAACGAAGCUCAAUAUUAUAGUGUGAGAUCUAUAUGUCUUCUGUAUGAUAAGGGCGAUAUCCAGCCCAGAUAAACUGUCCCCUGCCCAAUAAUUAAUAAUAAUAAUUUAAUAAUUUAUUUAUUUAUAUAGCGCCUACAGAUUCCGCAGCCCAAAGGCAUUAAAUCCAGUCCAGAUAUAUAUAUAUAUCCCUGCCCAGAUAAUUACUUACAUGCAAAUAAAUAUACUUCUGUCCAUAUAUAUAUAUAGUAAUUCCAAGCGAAAGAGCCAGCAAAGACCCCCUCUGUAAGUGCACGUGGUCAGCCAACUGGCAGGUUAGCAGUCCAUAAAUAUGCAAUC